Molecule: messenger RNA, 5919 nt
Organism: Scomber japonicus (chub mackerel)
Lineage: Eukaryota; Metazoa; Chordata; Actinopteri; Scombriformes; Scombridae
Gene: zcchc24
Product: zinc finger, CCHC domain containing 24
Exons: 4
Coding region: 235-954 (239 amino acids)
Molecular function (GO): zinc ion binding; nucleic acid binding
Source: RefSeq, a predicted model, not a curated record
CGGACCAUGGGGAGCUGGGGGAAAACUUUUUAUACUGACAUGUCAGCGCAAUGACUUUUUGAGAAACAUCUAACUGGGACGAGGCUCCCGGUGUGAGGAGGACAGGGUCCUUUGCGGGAAGAAAAAGGAGCACUUGACAUCUGCCGGGGAACGAAAAGCAGAACGGCAAAAAAGAGUUGAGAGCAGUCCAAGAAUCAGCGGUGGAAAAUCCAGUUUAGCCAUUUGAAUUGAAAGAUGAGCUUGUUGUCUGCCAUAGACACGAGUGCCUCCGUGUACCAGCCAGCGCAACUUCUCAACUGGGUCUAUCUUUCCUUACAAGACCCCCACCAGACCAGCGCUUUUGACGCGUUUAGACCCGAACCCAACUCUUCCCACCCGGAUCUCAGUUUCAGCAAGACUCCCGCAGCGGCGGACUUGAGCUCUUCCCUGAACUCCAACUAUCUCAACAACUUCUUUCAGCUGCAGCGCAAUGAGGCCUUAAACAACAACGUGUAUAAGAAUGUCUCACCCUAUGGCUCCUUGAACAACAUCGUGGAUGGACUCAACUCUCUGACGGACCAUUUCUCAGACCUUUCCCUUUCUUCAGAGCCAAGAAAGCCCAACAAGAGACCCCCACCCAAUUACUUAUGCCACCUGUGCUUCAACAAGGGCCAUUACAUCAAAGACUGCCCUCAGGCUAGACCUAAAGGAGAAGGGCUGACACCCUACCAGGGGAAGAAGAGAUGUUUUGGAGAGUACAAGUGCCCCAAGUGUAAGAGGAAGUGGAUGAGUGGCAACUCGUGGGCCAACAUGGGACAAGAAUGUAUCAAAUGCCACAUCAACGUCUAUCCGCACAAACAGCGCCCUUUAGAGAAGCCAGAUGGCCUGGAUGUUUCUGACCAGAGUAAGGAGCACCCACAACACCUAUGCGAGAAAUGCAAAGUCCUGGGCUACUACUGCCGUCGUGUGCAAUAAUCAUCUUUAUUGUUGUCAGAGAGCAACGUUUGUGUCUCAAGUUCUACCGUUCAUCCUCCAUCAAGGCUGACCUCCCCUCCCUGCCCUCCAGGUCUCCUUCAUCCCUGCCUUGCACACAACACGGCAUCCGAUCCUCCUCACGUCUUCCCCCCGUUCUUUCCCAGACGCCUGAGAUAUAGACGGUAGCUCUAAUCCUCCCUUUUUUCUGACGCUUUCCUUCUCUACCACAGCAAAUAAACCUGUCUCUCUUUCCAGCCACGUGUGGGACACCGAUUUCAAACGUUACGCUUUCUUUUUCUACAACAGUAUUGACAAUUACAUUCAGGAAUGAGAAGAACACGUUAACUUAAGAUCAAUCUCUAUCUCUUCAAGAUAUCAAAAGCAGAAACUUGCCAUAAUCAUUGACUUUUUUUUAAUGCCUUGAGUACCAGAAACCACAUAACCCCAUUCAUCCAGCUCGAUGUGUGACAACAGCUUAUCAUUGCAUCGAUGAAUUAGCACUAGGCAUGUCUUUCAGCGAUGCCACUGACAGUAUUGGUUUCAAUAGAUUACCUCACUUUGGGGUUUGUUGGCUUUGUGUUUACAGAGAUCUGCCUUCCAUUUCCCUGCCAAGUGAAGUGUGUGGUAAUGUGAUGAACGUUUAACACGGGCCUCUCAUGAUGGUAUAAUGUAUAUGAGGCCUUUGAUGUUUUUCCGUAUUAGGGUCUGUUGACCUGAUCUACCCACAUCUUAUUAACUGUGAAUUAACUGAGGGAUAAUGUGCCAUACAUCCCUAGCUUACAUUUGGCCUAUUUAUUUUCUUGUUGUCUAGUGUGCAAUUUGAAUUUUAACUGGGACAUAAAGAAAUGUUUUUUGUAUGUUUGUAUGUCACAUUAUUGUGUAACUGCUUCCACAUGUCUUUAGAAACUACUGUAGGUUCAGCAUAGCAUCGCUCCUUGUCUACAUUUAGUGCAUUGCUAAUAACAGAUAUGUUUUCAUUCACCCUCCCAAUAGUGUUCUUGUUGCCACAAUUUUCUAUAGUGUUACGCCACAUAGGUAAGAUGUUCUAAUUGCAAGCAGGUCAACUGACAAGUAGCAGUAGGAAGAGAGCAGUAGCUUCAGGACGUUUCUGUUUUUUUACUGGCCGGUGUUGCACGUAGAACAUUCUCGAAGCAAUUGAAAAAAUGAACUGCUUGCCAUAAUUUGAUUGGCAAUGUGAAACAUAACUUUCUCUGUUCAUAUGUAAAAGCCGGAUUAGAUUUUUAGCACAAAUUAGUAAAAUACAAAUGAUAUGUCUGUUUAAGAAAGAUUCAGCAAGACAUUUGAGUUCACAUUUUUAGUGCCAAUUGAUGUCUGGCAGUCUUAGUGAAGCUAAAUGGAAACUUUUCUAAGGUCAUGCACCCUUCAAAACUAUGUCCAACAGCUGAUUGCAGUAUAGAGAAUGUCCAGAGGGAGGUGAAGGUUGGUGGAACGGCAGCAAUUUUGGUUGAGAGAAUAAAAAAAAAAAGUUCAUAUGCAAGGGCAGAUUUUUGAUGUGGUCAUUCUGGUGACGCAAGGAUAUACAGGAAGUGAAGAUGAAUUAAGUUUACACUUGUAUUCAUUUUAUGGGGCCUACUAUUGUUGUCUUUAAAGGAAGAGUAGUACACAUCCUGUUUACAUAUAUCACAGUGCAGACUUAUAGCACUACAGAGGAAAUUGUCGUUUUGACUAAUAGAAACCCGCCUUUCAAGGAACAUUGUUAUAGGAAUUGUGAAAUAUUUUUAUAUGUACUGUAUUUUUAGCCUUACAAAAGCUGGUUGACUAUAUUUUCUACUGUAACAUACUAUAUGUGCCUUAAAAAGAUUUAAAAUCACUCUGAAAUAUACAGAUAAAGACUAGAAGGCCAUUUAAAAUUAGGGAAAGACUUGAGGGGGUAGGCUCAAAGUUGGGAGCAGAAUAUUUGCAUGUGGUAACUGUGAUGCAUAGUAAGUUUAAUGCAGGUUCAAGACGUGGCAAAGGACAAGAAAUUAGAUAGUUCAUCUAUUAGUUUGAAAUGGCACAGUGGGUGUUCGCUUCAACAAUUUGCUGAGUUGGAGGCAUGGGCUGAACCAGCGUUUCCAGCUGGCAAUAACAAUCCUACUGUGGUCUUGUUGUCAUGGAAUAUCAACAAAGAUGUUAUUUCUUAGUCGAUCCUCACAACAGAAUGGAGCCUCACUCUUUGUUUUCUUAAUCUAUUGUAGUUAUGUUUAUCUAAGGAACCAUGGGUUUUUGUCUAAAAUAUACAUAGUAACUUGCCUUAGUGGGAGAGUUUGUAGUGGCCGAUAAUGGUACCUUACAGUUUUGGGAAAUUAUCAUUUAGGUAGAUUCCAUCUGUGAAAUUAAAGGGGCACUCCAGUGAUUUGAUUUAGGACUGCAGUUCUACAAAGUUAAAAGUUUGAAAAUCGAUGCAACAGAUGCUGAGAUACCCUGACAUUUAUUCCCUAAGUAUGGGUCAACUACCAAAAAUGCAACUCAAUAGCAUCUUUCAUAAAGGUGCGGUCACACAAUGUUUCCGGUCACUGAAUAUUCACUCUGUUUUCCCACUUCUGUUGAAGCCCGUCCGAUCAAAACAUUCAAGCAUCCACUUCCUGUUUCGUUGUUGUGUUGAAUGUCCAGAAGGUUGCGGCGGUUUCACAGGUCACAGUCCACCUUUCAGUUAUGUUCAGCUUUGAUGCAGCAGAUGUGCUUAUUCAGCCAAUAGAAACAAAGCUGCAUUGUGAAAACGACAUUAUUAUUCUCUUGUUUCAUCACCGUUUUUCAUAAGUUAUCACACUACAGGACUACAAACUGUAGCCUCACUCUCAUACACUGUUCACAGUUUGCAAUUACUUUGAUCAAUAGUUAUUUAUUACCCACAUCACAAAUGUGGCAUCAUAACCUUUUUCUGGGCAGAGUGCGGAGACCUUGCAGAGGACAGGCACUGACCAAACAUUGGUCAGAUUUGCCAUAUUUUUCAAACUCUAUAACCCCAGUUUACAGUGCAGGCUUUUUGUUAAAACUGUCUGUAAGCCUCAGUUGAGAUAACACUAAUUGAAACAGCAUCUCCAGAGUCACUAUGAAACUAUUUUCAUAAGCAAAGUAACACUCCCCAUGAUAAGUAAACUGAACUUCAUGUGUAAAAUUGUUGGGAGUGCCCCUUUAAAAAGAUGGAAUUGACAGUAGCGUGUCUAUAUUGAAACACCUAAAAGACUAAAUCUGGUAGGAUUCUCAUUUUAGCCUGUUGCUGUUGGGAACAAUCCAUUUUUCUUACUGUAACAUUGUCUUUCUUUUGCUUUAUGUGAUGACACUAACCUAACAGGUCUUUACAUCUGAACCACAUGUCCACAUUAUACCUACAUGUGGCUGUAGUGAGAGGAAUAGAUACCAAUAUUGCCUUAAGAGCUCACCUCAUUAACAAGUAACAAUGUUAUUGUAAUUAACAGGCUUCUGGCAGACUAGAAAGGAGAAAUAGGUAGUGAGAAAUGUUGUUUGAAGGUAAUGAUUCCGCCCAGAGACAUGUUACGAGGAGGCCAUUUUAAAUGGCAGAAAUCAAGAGCCAAUGGAAGCAGUUGAAACAAUACAUUUGAAAAAAAAAAGAAAUCUCUGCUUUCAGACGUACAGUAGUGUCUUGAAUUACAUAUACUUGACUUUUCUAGUACCUUUUCAGUUCAAAUUUGUUAUUUUCUAUGAAUAAGAUGUGUAUUUUGGAACACUUAAUAGAUGUUGAAAAUUUUAAAGCAAUCUGCAAAAAAACUCAAGAGUUAUUUCCCUGACAAAGAUAUUUACAAAUGACUGUUUUAUGUAUAUAUUUGAUGGCCAUCAUUUUCAAGGAUAGUAGCUCUUUUGAAGUGUUAUGCAAUAUUGAAGCUUUUUUUGUGUGAAGAAGGGCCUAUUGCUGAGAAAUAAACAAAGCUGGGAGUUUUUUCUUUUCUUUGAUGUUUUACGAUAAACUGAAGGGUUAUCCUGCAGAAAUAUUUAUGGGAAGAGUUUUUUUUACAACACUUUUUGUAUAGAAUAUGCAACAACGUCACAUUAAGAAGGAAAUAUUGAUGUCUACAUAGAAUAUUAUUAAAAAAAAGCUGGUACAUAAUUAAUACCCUUUCUCAAUUAUAAGCCAUUGUAUUUUUGUGUUUUGUUUUUAUGAUGUUAUCAGUGUUGAAUAACCCACAAUGUUAUUUGGUCACUAUAUGUUACUAAUGAUGAGCUGCCAUUUACAUCUAUACAGUCACAUGUAUUCAUUUUGUAAACAGUAACUACAAUAUUAUGAAGAUAUAAUGUGUUAACAUGCAGAAUCCUUUUUUUCCUAAAUUAGUGACGGAUACUCACCACUGUAUAAGCACGUUAAACUGUGAGAUGUAGUUUGCUUAAAGCAGCGAUGACAAGAAACUAUUAUAAAAUGUUACAGUGUUAUUAGUAGUUUAGGGAGUGUAUACUUUGUUCAAGAAAGCGUGUGUGACAAAGAACUAUUUUAGAGUUUGCAUGUGCAUGUGUUUGGUUUCGAAUGAAAUAUUAUUUUGUGCAAUUGUAUACUUAUUUAAGUACUUUACAGUAGUUUUCUACAGUACAUGUUGUUUUUAACAUUUUCAGUAACUUCUGAUGGUUAUUAGUCACGAAGUAUUUCAUUUACCGCUAGUGUAGCCUCUAUGAAUACCAUAAUACAUAUUUACUGAAUGUAAUGUGUUAACACUUAUAUGGUCAAUUUGGAAAGUUGUGUUUGUAUUCUUUACUGUCUGUAUCACUUUGAAAUGUUUGUAAUGCAAUAUUGCAAUAAUGUAAUAUUUGAAUUGGACAGAACACAGGCGUGAGGUUGGGAAGACAACGAUUUUGGGAAACAAGGACAGUCAUGGUUUCGAGAGUUAGACCACAGGUCUGUUUUUCAUGUCCAUGAAAACGGCAUUCCAAAAUGUGCCUUAUUUGUUAGUUGGGAAAACAUUUUAGUGCUUUAGUGCUGUCAAGAGUUUGAUGAAUAAAAGUCAUACUGAAUUAGGA